Colletotrichum acutatum is the source of this 668-nucleotide messenger RNA. RefSeq lists its product as uncharacterized. The record is from RefSeq and is a predicted model, not a curated record. The transcript has a single exon. The coding region runs from base 13 to 390 and encodes 125 amino acids. Lineage: Eukaryota; Fungi; Ascomycota; Sordariomycetes; Glomerellales; Glomerellaceae.
AAAACAUCCACAAUGAAGACCCAACACAUCACCCUCCCCACCAUACAAAUCGCGGCCGCUGCCUUCUUCGCUGCCUCAGCCGAAGCGAAGGUUUACUGCGCCGACACCGCGGGCAAAGUCGUCGCCCAAGCUAGCUGCGACGGCAACCAGCCCGCAAAGACGUUUUUCCUUGCCGAGCACGAGGGCGACGACCUCCAGCUCGGGGACUUCAUUGCCGAAGAUAAAGUCGACGCGUCGCACUCCGUCGCUCGCGGCCUCGAAACCCUCGAGACCGAGGCCGAGCAGGUUAGCGGCGGGUUCGGGCGUAGGUCGCCGCAGAGGCAGUGUGAUCCAUCUCUUGGACACUGCGUUGUUAGUGGUGUUGGCAAGGGUGGUAACAAUGGUGGUUGAUCUAAUGGUUCUUAGAGUAUCAGUCUUAUGGUUUUUGGUAAUCUCUGGGAAGACUUUGAAUAGGCUAUGGUGGCUCUACUAGGUCUGUGACAGAACCUGGGAUACCCUCGCUUAGUUGAAACUCACCACACACGGUCAUUACUCAGUUAACCGCACAGUCGGGCCAGGAUUGCUCUACAAGGGAUAGAUGCCACUCGUUUAUAUAGAUCUACUGCAGGUCCAGCAUAUCACUCUAGGGAAUACAACCAUCCUUAUCCCCAUCCAUUAUGCAACUGCUG